Messenger RNA from Saxophila tyrrhenica, 1479 nucleotides. RefSeq lists its product as uncharacterized. The transcript has a single exon. Lineage: Eukaryota; Fungi; Ascomycota; Dothideomycetes; Mycosphaerellales; Extremaceae. The record is from RefSeq and is a predicted model, not a curated record. Bases 1 to 1479 code for a protein of 492 amino acids.
AUGGCCAACCCACCAGACCUCACCUUGCCGGAUGUGAUCCCCGAAAUGCGGCAAUACCACGAUCAACCUGAGGACUUCCUCCCCUUCGCCCUCUACACGCUCUGUGAGCUGGACGAUAAGACGCUUGAGCGUUACCGUCAGCGAUGUGCAUCACGUUGUGACGACGACACAGUCAAGUUGCCACCCAAGGCCCGCUUCGUUGGGGAAACACUCAGGCAGAUUGUCGCCUCCCAUGUUCAGCUGGGACGCGAAGGCAACUUUGAUCCAAUUUAUCUUCUUGUGUGUGUCUACGCGGAUUCGGAUUUGGUGCUGGUCGUCACGUUGGACGAUCAUGACCUUGAGUGCAGGCCAGGACAGCUGUGGACAAGCAUGGAAAGAUCCGGCUUAAUGCUCCAAAGUCUAAACAUCUGGAAUACUGAUUGGUUUGCGGCCAAGGAAAACAGCCUGGCCGCUCCGUCGCAGCCUGAGAACGAGGGCGGUGAUGUUGAAACCGCUCCAGACACACGCCGGAGCGUGAUUAACGACAGCCCAGAUGGUGCCACGGACAAUGAGAACGACCAACAGGACCAAGAUUAUGGCACACCGCCACCCCUUGGUUUCCACAUCCAGGUCUACACCACCCCUGACGUUGAGCAAGACUCAUUGAUCGAGCAAAUGGAGCCCGGAAGCUCAUACAAGAAAGCAGACCGCAGCGAUUGGGGAUGCAAAGCGCAUCGUCUCACCAACAGUGCCAAGCAGGAUUCAAUAAUGAACGCUGCAAGGAUACAUCCAUAUCGAUGUCUCAAGCAUCCCACGCUGGAGAAGAAGUAUUUCAUCGUCGCUGACGAAGCAAACUAUGCCGAUGAAGGCGUGGCCAUCGUCCACCUCGACUGGAAUGGUCGGACUGAAAGAAUGAGUGCAGAUGAGCUUCAUGAGUUGGGCGGCCGUCUGGACUACCAAGUGCAGAGAGCCGAAGUUCCUGACAACGCUUCCAGAGCAGUCGUCGCCACCGUCUGUAUGCUUGCGCAGGGUUAUGAGAAGUGGCAGCCCAAAGUCAAGCAGUUUGCAAUCUACUACCCCAACGCUUCCGACGCAGACAUUAAACUGGCGGACGCGAUCGAUCCCAAGUGGGUGAAGCGUGGCCAUGGCCAAGAGCGUGUUGCCCUCGGCGGAUCGAUGCAAGGCGACGAGAUCGAAAGCGGAGGUGGCUUCUGGCCUGCUUUCAUACGCCGACACGUUGCGUACUGCAAGCGGCAGAGGUUCGUUCCGGCUUUCGUUCGGCCAUACUUCAUCCAUUGCGGUGUCGAGGAGCCGUCGGCGGAGAGUGAGGUACAGGUUAUCAAGCUCGAUUGGGAUGGAGAUUUGCGACUGGCGGAUGUGCUGGCUGAGCAGUACAGGAGCAAGACUUCGGUAGUCAAGACAUCGGCCUCAACGGCGUACGGGCUGCUCACUGAUGUAGUGAAUGGAAAGGUCGAGUGGCAGGGUGUGACAAUUAGCUAA